Molecule: messenger RNA, 1881 nt
Organism: Erigeron canadensis
Lineage: Eukaryota; Viridiplantae; Streptophyta; Magnoliopsida; Asterales; Asteraceae
Product: protein NRT1/ PTR FAMILY 5.8
Exons: 4
Coding region: 88-1650 (520 amino acids)
Biological process (GO): transmembrane transport
Cellular component (GO): membrane
Molecular function (GO): transmembrane transporter activity
Source: RefSeq, a predicted model, not a curated record
CACCUCCCACUUAUUACCAUUAUUUUCUAUCACACCAUAAUACUCUAAUAUCAUAUCGUAUCAUAUAUUAUAUCGAUCCAUCAUUUAAUGGCCGGAGAGACGAGAUUCCGAGUACUCAAUAAGCCUUGUGUUCUUUUAAUAGUCAUUGCUGGAAUCGAGAGGUUUGUGUUUAAAGGGGUGGGGUCGAAUCUUGUGAUAUAUUUGAUAGAUGUGAUGGAUAUGAGUAGCUCCUCUGCUGCCAGGACUGUUAAUAGCUGGACCGGGUUCACGUCCAUGGUGCCAUUAUUCGUGGCCCCUCUUGUGGACUCAUAUUGGAACCGCUAUUCUACUAUUUUAGCCUCGUCUUUCAUAUAUCUAAUCGGACUAUUGGCAUUAACAUCAACAGCAUUAAACAAAACAAACUCCUCGUCUUCGUCAUCAUCAUUGUACAUGUCACUAUAUCUGAUUUCACUAGGCAUAGGUGGAUACAACCCUUCAUUGCAAGCGUUCGGCGCUGAUCAAAUAGACACCGAUCAAGAUGAGCUUCCAACGACGAAAAAUGACAAUAAGGAUUCUAACAAGAAAAGUAUGUUUUUUCAGUGGUGGUAUUUUGGUGUGUGUAGUGGAGCUCUUUUAGGCGUGUCGAUUAUGCCUAAUAUACAAGAUUCUGUUGGUUGGGGUUUAGGGUUCGCCAUGCCUACCAUGGCCUUGGUGGUCUCUAUGGUUAUGUUUUCUUGUGGGAGCCGGUUUUACACCUAUAGCCACGAGACAAGCAAUGACGUUAAAUCUUUGGAGAAAAUCGUUCAAACCGUUAAAUGUUCUUUGUCUAAAUUUAUCCAUUCGAAAAAUGAUGAAAAAUCCAGUCUUGCCGAGAUUGAGCUUGAAGAUAAACCAUUGUGUUUAAAAGGAGAAAAUGAAACUGAAUGUUUAGCUCAUGACCAAAACUCACACAACACUACUAAUCAUCUGGUUGAAAUCUUAAAAGUCGUGGUUCGGCUACUACCAAUAUGGACAACCCUGCUCAUGUUUGCGGUCAUUUUCCAACAACCAGCGACGUUUUUCAUAAAACAAGGCAUGUCAAUGAAAAGAAACAUAGGAGAUAGCUACAAGAUCCCACCAGCCACACUUCAAAGUGCAAUCACAAUAUCCAUAGUCCUUCUCAUGCCAUUUUACGACACAAUCUUCAUUCCCUUCACUCGUUUAAUCUUACGCAAUGAAAAUGGGAUCACAACAAUGCAAAGGAUCGCCAUUGGGAUGUUCCUUUCUGUCAUUGCAAUGAUAUUUGCGGCCACAGUUGAAAUGAAGCGUUUGCAGUUACCAUUGGAAACACUUAGUAUAUUCUGGCUAUUGCCUCAAUACAUAUUAUUGGGGAUUUCAGAUAUUUUUACUGUGGUUGGAAUGCAAGAGUUUUUUUACAGCGCGGUCCCUCAAGGAAUGAGGACAAUGGGAAUAGCUUUGUAUACAAGUGUGUUUGGAGUCGGGAGCUUCUUGAGUGCGUUGUUGGUGUAUCUAGUCGAGUAUUUUACUACCUCGGAAGGGGGUAAAGGGAACUGGUUUGCCGAUGAUAUGAACGAAGCCAGGCUUGAUAAGUAUUAUUGGUUGUUAGCCGGUACAAGUACUUUGAGCUUGGUUUUAUUUGUAUUACUUUGUAUAUUUCAAAAGACAAGAUAAUUAACAACGUACCAGAACCAGGCCCAAAGGGUGGUCUAGUUGGUCAGUCUAUAAUUUAAUCACAGGUUUACAUUAUAGUUUUUCGGGUUCUUGGAAAGAAAACAUAGAUGUUAAGUUGUUAGCCAAGUAAUUUUAGUGUUAUUGGUUUCGUCUAAUCUUGCCGUGUUGUACAUAUUGUCAUUUGGUCGUUUUUUGGAUUUUGUCUAAUAUAGAUAUACGUGUAGAUCUCCA